This is a messenger RNA of Penaeus indicus, 669 nucleotides long. Its product is annotated as heat shock 70 kDa protein 14-like. The record is from RefSeq and is a predicted model, not a curated record. Bases 79 to 645 code for a protein of 188 amino acids. Gene Ontology annotation, biological process: protein folding. Gene Ontology annotation, molecular function: ATP binding; ATP-dependent protein folding chaperone. Lineage: Eukaryota; Metazoa; Arthropoda; Malacostraca; Decapoda; Penaeidae. Gene Ontology annotation, cellular component: nucleus; cytosol. The transcript has 4 exons.
UGGCGACUUCCAGAGUGACCGGAGGCAAAACCUCUCCCUCACAUGCUCUGCUGAAGAACUUCGUCAGGAGGGAGAGAAAUGUCAGUUUCUUUCGGUAUCUAUCUCGGGAGUAGUUCGUGCUGCAUUGCCGUCAACAAGGAUGGAAAAUUUGAAGUUGUGGCCAAUGCCUCUGGAGACAGAGUUACACCUGCAGUGGUGGCAUAUCAUGAGAUGGAGGUGGUAACAGGACUUGCAGCUAAGCAGGGAAUGAUCCGACAUGCGGCAAAUACCAUUCAGAAUGUGUUACGCAGUGCCAGCUGCAGUGAAGAUGAAGGAACCUGUCAGUCUAAUGUAUCAUGUUGUCCUAAAUGGGAAAAUAACCAAGUGUGCUACACAGUGCAACGAGGAGAGAAAACUGCAACUGUUACAGCAGAGGAGGUUUUAACUCACAUUUUUACUCUGCUCAAAGGUAUUGCCAUGAAUCAGACAAGUGAAUCAGAGCUCCCUCUUGUUAUAAGUGUUCCAGCUUGGACCAGUGAAGCAGCUGUUGAGGUUGUCAGGAAAGCUGCCAAGAAAGCUUCUUUUAAUUUGAUGUCCACUAUCAGUCAACCUGUUGCUGCAGUCUUAGCAUAUGGCCUCAUAAAUGACAACAAAAAGAAUUUGUAAGUUUAUUCAUUGAUAUAUUUUGUA